AUGCCUUCUGCACGCCUAGUGUACGUGUUGUCUCCAGCAAAGACGCUGGACCUAUCCGCCUCGCGGGUCUCGCAAUGCUCGCAGCCACGCCUUCUCUCGGAUGCGCACGAGUUGGUCGAGCAGCUGCAGAAGCUUUCGCAGGUUAAAGUCAAGUCCUUAUUAGGAGUAAGUGACGCGCUGGCCAAGCUCAAUUUGGACAGAUUUCAAGCUUUCGACGUGUCAAAAACAGCGACAGAGGCAACAAGCCCCAGUGGAACCCUAAAACAGGCAGCGCUAGCGCUCAAUGGCCCUGCAUAUCAGGGUUUGGAGGCUCAAAGUCUGUCGGAGACGGACCUCGAGUUCUCCCAGACCCACCUCCGCAUCUUGUGUGGUCUCUAUGGAGUCUUGCGCCCUCUGGACUUGAUCCAACCGUAUCGCCUGGAAAUGGGUCAAAAGUUUGAGAACAAAAGGGGAAAAGACCUGUACGAGUUCUGGGGGGACACAAUUGUGUCCGAGUUGGACGCUCUGUUCAAGGAGGAGGAGGCUAAAGAAGACGUCAAGUUACCCAGAAUUCUGGUUAACGUGGCGUCGCAGGAGUAUUUCAAGAGUUUACCGUCUUCGGCACUGAAAGCUGCCGGUAUUUCGGUGGUCGACUGUGUGUUCAAGGACGACGGCAAGAUCAAGUCCGUGUACGCGAAACGUGCCCGAGGUCUCAUGUGCAGAUACCUGAUCCAGAACCGCGUGGACUCGGUGGAAGGUAUUACCGGUUUUGACCUGGAAGGAUACAAGUACGCAAGCUCGGCGUCGAGUGAUGAGACGUUUGUGUUCACUCGUACGGCGACGGAGCUGCAGAAGAUGAAGGAGAAGGCAGCGACGAAGACAAAGACAAAUCCGUCUGCGAAAUAUGAAGCGGAGCGUCCAGUGCGUCGCUCCACGCGCAAGAAACGUAAGACGGUUUGA
Messenger RNA from Phytophthora infestans T30-4, 939 nucleotides. RefSeq lists its product as uncharacterized. Gene Ontology annotation, biological process: response to hydroperoxide. The record is from RefSeq and is a predicted model, not a curated record. The transcript is spliced from 2 exons. NCBI's taxonomy places the organism in Eukaryota, Oomycota, Peronosporomycetes, Peronosporales, Peronosporaceae. Bases 1 to 939 code for a protein of 312 amino acids. Gene Ontology annotation, cellular component: cytosol.